AUGGAAGUUCCCAAGGUCAUAAAAGUCUCCAUCCUCAUCGAGGAUAGAUAUCUGGAUGAUCUGAGGCAGUUUGUGACAGGCAAAGGAGGAGGCGUCGAGAGUGGUAAGUAAAAAUCAGUGAAACACGCCGGCUUUCUACAACAUCAAUCUGGCCGAGGUUUUCAGUUAGUCUUUCUUAUAUCGAAUAAUCUAGAUGGAGAUGCCGCUGGUGGAAAUGCGUCUCUGAAUUCUGAUCCAGCACAAAAUGUCACUGAAAAUGUGGAAAGUACUGAAAGCAGGGGAAGUGACGACCUGCUUAUACCGAAGGAGAUCGCCGCAAAAGUUAGCCGUUGGCUCCAGCGGAACAACGUGCCGCAAAAAUAUUUUGCCGAGAAAGUGUUGAAUCGAUCGCAAGGAUCCUUCUCCGAUUAUUUAACCAAGGCACCACCAACAAUGCCCAAGUCACAUGGCCGUGGAAUUUGGCAACGACUACAGGAUUUCUUAGAGAGUGAAGAGCAACAAAAAGAGCUGCGAGAACAAUUUCGGGAAGGUAAGCUCAAUAAACCGUUCACUUCUUUUUAAUAUGGGCUAUGUUACGUGUUGUAUAAAACUUAAUAAAAAAGCAUGAAAAGCGGCAACGUGGAGUUGUAGCUAAAAAGUCUCCAAGAAAGGUAAAAAAAAAUAACACCUCAAAACCACCGGAAAUACCAAUACCAGUGAGUAAAACGCAUUCACCAAAUAUGUUACAAGAUGUAUUCAAAUUACUUUUCUUUUAAGGCGGAAAAGCGAAAAAACAGAAAGCAGUAUUACAUGAUGAAGAUGGGGAAGAAGCCGAUACGCCCUGCAGAAAGCGAAAGAAGUACUCUGAUCUAGAGUUAUCUACCCUGGACACGGUGUUUUUGUCCUCGGGGGGUGCUCCUGACAAAGGUGUCGUUCAAAGGACCGCUAAUGCAUUGAAAAUCGACGAGCAACAAGUAAGUUACUGUCGCUUACCUUUUGGCUUACUUGCCACAACGUGGUUGUCCGCAUCCAGGUACCAUCCGGCUUUAAUUUUAUGAGAGUUUUCAUUUGUAGGUCACUUUACCAGCCACACUGCUUUCGCUUUAUCUUGAUAACGCAGAGUUAUUCCACACAACGGACAUGUCAAUGACGCCUUGAAAUCAUCAACGGAACACAGCGGUUUAAAAGCACGUUGCCGUAAUUCCUCAUUAAGAUCAUGGACAUCUCUCUGAGGGGCACUUUCAACUCGUAAAAAACAGUAAAACCAAGCACUUGCUACAAGAAACGAUAAGAUGACGGUGUACGGAGAGCAAAACAUGUUUGCUGAACUAAGAAUUACAGAGAAAUGCCAGCAAAGCGGCGUUUCAAAUGAUUUUUUCUGGGGGGUUAGUAAAUAUACUUGCAUCAUGAACAACCGCUGGCCCCCUCUUGACAAUGCUAUCUGUGUACUCUUUUUGUAUAAGAAAGUUUUAAAAUUGGACUUAAGCCCUGUCUUAAGAUGUUCUUAAUUCCGGUCGAUACAUUUUCUGAUCAAAGCUCAGCUUUCCCUUUCCUUUAAAAAUGGUGUAUUCUUAUAAAAAAGAGUGUAUUUCUUGGAUUUCCUCAACGGAAGAUGGUUUGAUAUUUCAAUGGAUAUUUCCUCUCCAUAGGUUAUAGUUUGGUUUAACAACCACCGCAGGAAGAGGAAAGAAGGUUCUUAG
Molecule: messenger RNA, 1679 nt
Organism: Porites lobata
Lineage: Eukaryota; Metazoa; Cnidaria; Anthozoa; Scleractinia; Poritidae
Source: the annotation of a GenBank genome assembly